AUCAGUAGCCUUGCCGUUCCCGAGCCUUCCCCUCGCCGGCGCGGACCGGUCGAAACAUCGAGUCCCACGAAAAUGGCUUCCCGCCUCUUAACCAGAUCAGCGGCGGCGCGCCUCGUCUCCCGCCUCCACCGCAAGACGCUACGCACUGCUCACCGCCCCCUCUCCCACGCCGCCGCCUUGGCGUCCCUCCUGGGGCCCACUGAUGGCCUCCCCCACGCCGCCGACUCCACGCUCCUCCGCGUUCCGGUGCGGUGGUUCUCCUCUCCGUCCACGGAGGCGUUGGCGGAGGCUCCGAUGACCGCUGACGGCCUGACGGUAGAUUCGAUCGCCGACAAGGGGUGGACCAUCCUUCCCGAAGCCGACAGCGACUGGCGCAGCCACGCCGCCGCCGUCGCGCAGUCCGUCAAGCUCAUCAAGAAGCGCCUCAAGUGGGGAUGGAUACUUGAGAGAACGAAGCAAUUGGCUGUGGUGUUGGAGAGGCCAGACCUCUGGGAAGAUCCAGUUUUUGCUGGGAGGGUUAGCCGUGAGCAGGGUGAGCUCAUGGGCAAGAUUAAGUCAGUGAACCAGUUUGAGCAGGAAUUGAUUGAACACAUUGAGAUGCUACGGCUUGCACGUGAAGAAAACGAUAAUGAACUUGAGAUGGAAAGCAUGAGGGCUUUAGCCGAUAUGAGAAGAAGUGCAAAGGAGAAAGAACUUAAUGCGUUACUUUCUGGAGACAAUGACUCUUGUCCUUGCUUCAUUGAGGUUCAGGCAGGGGCUGGUGGCACCGAGAGUAUGGACUGGGCUGCAAUGGUCAUGAACAUGUAUAGGUCAUGGGCCCAGCGACGAGGAUAUACAGUCACUGUGGUAGAAGAGAUGCCUGGUGAAGUAGCAGGAAUCAAGGAACUGAUCUUAAACAGCUGCUAUUUCCAGAGGGCCACUAUCAAAGUUGAUGGUGAAUAUGCAUUUGGAUAUGCCAAAGCUGAAGUAGGAGUUCAUAGAUUGGUGCGAAUUUCUCCAUUUGACAGUGGAAAGCGACGGCACACUUCCUUUGCAGCUGUUGCUGUAAUACCUAUUCUUGGGGAUGCUGCUAGCCGAUACCAGAUCAAAGAUUCUGAUCUUAGGAUAGAACGUUUCCGUUCUGGUGGCCCUGGUGGUCAGCAUGCCAACACUACAGAGAGUGCCAUUCGAAUUGUGCACAUCCCAACUGGUAUAAGUGCAACAUGUCAAAAUGAAAGAUCACAGCACAUGAACAAGGCAUCAGCAAUGGCAGUGCUCCAAUCUCGUCUUGAUCAGCUUGAGAUUGCUCGCCAAGCACAGAUGAAUGCAGAGCACACACAAUCACUCAAUGAAAUCAGCUGGGGCAACCAAAUAAGAUCUUAUGUUCUCCAUCCAUACCGUAUGGUCAAAGAUCUCCGGACGAACUAUGAAGUAUCUGACCCCGAUUCAGUCCUAGAAGGAGACAUAGAUGAUUUCAUCUUGAAUUAUUUGUCUUCAUCACUGGAUGAAGCUGAUGUAAGUACCUGAACAUAAAAAAUCAUGCUCGGCCAUUUUUCAUGAGCUACCUGCCAAGUCACUUGGCUGAGAAACAAAUCAACUGAGACACUGGAUGUGCUGCUCCUGUCUUUUGUUUUAGCGAACACAAAAUUUAAGGUACGGGAUAGUAGAAGGCUGCAAGUGCAAAAAUCAGAGUUAGUUACACAGGAUAAAUGUUAUAGUGUAACAUGUAGUUAACGUAAUAGACAAGGCAAUACAAUGAAAAUAUUUGCUAGAUAGUCGAGAUGCGGUUAGUUUUUCCUGUACUACCGCUACCGUUUGUGAUGGAUGUAUAAACAGCCAUCCGUAGUUAUCUACAGUAGCUCUACUUGACUGUAGUGACUGACAGUGUUAGACCCAAUUAAGCUGAGGUGGUUAAUUGAUUAUUUUUCUCCAGUUCGUUGUUGCA
Molecule: messenger RNA, 1924 nt
Organism: Sorghum bicolor (sorghum)
Lineage: Eukaryota; Viridiplantae; Streptophyta; Magnoliopsida; Poales; Poaceae
Product: peptide chain release factor PrfB2, chloroplastic
Exons: 7
Coding region: 73-1506 (477 amino acids)
Biological process (GO): translational termination
Cellular component (GO): cytoplasm
Molecular function (GO): translation release factor activity, codon specific
Source: RefSeq, a predicted model, not a curated record